AUGAGUAAGGCGCCCGUGCGCGAUCUCGCGAGAGCAGCAGACGACGGAAGUACAGUCUGCAGGAUGCGGUUCCUGGUUGCGUUGGUCCUACUGGUGGUUGCAGCGGCGGAAACUGAGGAGCCCACCUCCCUUCCGUCACCUAAUCUGAAGAAAGUAAAGACUGAAGAAAGAGUCUCCAACCAGCACUCUUCCAGCCUUCUGCCUCAGAAUGAUCCACAGGCUCCGAAAGAGCUCAUGGCUGUCAGCUCUGCUGUGUCAAACCCGCAGCCACAGUCCACAGGAGACAACUCCAACCAGUCAGAUAGCGACCACCCGUCCACAGAAAACAGUCCUAGCAAGUUGAAUAAGGAGCACCAGUCCAUGGCAAACAGACCUGACAAGUCAGAUAAGGACCACCACUCCACAGAAAACAGUCCUGGCAAAUCAGAUAAGGAGCACCAGUCCACAGAAAACAGCCAUGGAAAGUCAGAUAAGGAGCACCAGUCCACGGAAAACAGUCCUGGCGAGUCGGAUAAGGACCACCAGUCCACGGAAAACAGCCAUGGAAAGUCAGAUAAGGACCACAAGUCCACGGAAAACAGUCCUGGCGAGUCGGAUAAGGAGCACCAGUCCACGGAAAACAGUCCUGGCGAGUCGGAUAAGGACCACAAGUCCAUGAAAAACAGUCCUGGCAAGUCGGAUAAGGAGCACCAGUCCACGGAAAACAGUCCUGGUGAGUCGGAUAAGGAGCACAAGUCCAUGGAAAACAGUCCUGGUGAGUCGGAUAAGGAGCACCAGUCCACGGAAAACAGUCCUGGCAAGUCGGAUAAGGAGCACCAGUCCACGGAAAACAGUCCUGGUGAGUCGGAUAAGGAGCACCAGUCCACGGAAAACAGUCCUGGUGAGUCGGAUAAGGACCACAAGUCCAUGGAAAACAGUCCUGGUGAGUCGGAUAAGGACCACAAGUCCAUGGAAAACAGUCCUGACAAGGAGCACCAGUCCACGGAAAACAGUCCUGGCGAGUCAGAUAAGGAGCACCAGUCCACGGAAAACAGUCCUGGUGAGUCGGAUAAGGAGCACCAGUCCACGGAAAACAGUCCUGGUGAGUCGGAUAAGGACCACAAGUCCACGGAAAACAGUCCUGGUGAGUCGGAUAAGGACCACAAGUCCAUGGAAAACAGUCCUGACAAGGAGCACCAGUCCACGGAAAACAGUCCUGGCGAGUCAGAUAAGGAGCACCAGUCCACGGAAAACAGUCCUGGUGAGUCGGAUAAGGAGCACCAGUCCACGGAAAACAGCCCUGACAAGUCAGACAAGGAGCACCUGGCCACAGAAGACAGUUCUGGCAAGUUAGAUUGGGAGCAGCAGUCCACGAAAGACAGUUCUGAACCUGAAGGGGAUUCUCCACCCAAAGAAGAGAAGGAAAUGCCUGGCCCUGCCUCUGGAGAGAACCUUGAAGGGACACUUUGGGAUUCCAUAAAUAGGAAGAAGGAUGACCUUUAUAAGGACAAUCUUGGAAGUGCGGAGAGCAGUCACUUCUUUGCAUAUCUGGUGACUGCAGCCAUUCUUGUUGCUGUUCUCUAUAUUGCUUAUCACAACAAGCGGAAGAUUAUUGCUUUUGCCCUGGAAGGAAAAAAAUCCAAACUUACUCGGCGACCAAAGGCCAGUGACUACCAGCUUUUGGACCAGAAGAUUUGAUCUUUCUGUUUUUGAGAACCUCAUCGUCCCUGCUGAUUUGUUUCUAAAUCAAGAUAAAUGAAGAUAAAAGUACUGUGAACUAAGAGAUACCCUCUAGGGUUUGGUGGCAAGUCCGGGCUGGCAGAGAUCGGGGGUGGGGAGCAUGGCUUUGGUUUUUGCACCUGCACUUUAGUGACCCUGUACCCCUUUGUUCCCGUUAUUUACGCUGGUGUCUUCCAUCCUUUCCCCCUGUGAGUAUGAGUAUAAGGAUCAAGCAGGUGGGAACCCAGUUUUGGCCAAAUGGAGGUCCCAGCCCCUGACAGGGCCUCGGCUCUAUAGUGAAAUAACCCCUAGAAAGUAGCAUUGCACUCGCCACUAUUUAUUUUUGCAGACCUAGGAGAAAACUCAGCUGCUUGAGGUACUUUCCACCAGGGUCUCUUACUCUGGGGGGAUGUGCCCUACAAGGUGAAUGCUGAUGGGCAAAGAGCUACAUUAAACACAAUUCUUUUCAAAUGCUUCAGUAGCAAACCAAAACAAUAGCUUAAAAAAAUGCUUUACUGCCUGCAGGUUCAACCUGUCCAGCACAUUUUCAUAUUAUGUAAGACAAAGUGAAUCAGCUUCCAUUUGGUUGGUACUGAGUAUAAAACUGAACUUGGGGCUUCUGGGAGUUAGAGCUAUAAAGCCACUGUUCCCAUUGCAGAUUUUUAGAAAUAAAGUUGUGAUUGUUGAA
Messenger RNA from Eptesicus fuscus (big brown bat), 2386 nucleotides. It is a transcript of the gene TGOLN2, whose product is annotated as trans-golgi network protein 2. The transcript is spliced from 4 exons. The coding region runs from base 1 to 1677 and encodes 558 amino acids. Lineage: Eukaryota; Metazoa; Chordata; Mammalia; Chiroptera; Vespertilionidae. Gene Ontology annotation, cellular component: trans-Golgi network; trans-Golgi network transport vesicle; endosome. The record is from RefSeq and is a predicted model, not a curated record.